Molecule: messenger RNA, 2726 nt
Organism: Pantherophis guttatus
Lineage: Eukaryota; Metazoa; Chordata; Lepidosauria; Squamata; Colubridae
Source: RefSeq, a predicted model, not a curated record
UGCAAAUGUUCACAACACUGAACUUCAUGGUUUACUCAAGAUGUGUCUUUUACUUUAGUGUAAUGCUGAAAAAAUAUCAGCACACCCUAGCCUUGGCGUUUGCGGUGAAUGAAAUCAAUGGAAACAGCAUGAUCUUACCCAAUAGAACGCUGGGAUUUCAUAUCUAUGAUAGCCACUUUGAUGCCCAGAUAGCUUAUCAAAACACGCUGAACUUGCUCUUUAAUCAGAAGCCAACUAUUCUGAACUACAAAUGCAGCAAGAAGAUACCAGCAGCUGUCAUUGGGGGUACUGACUCAGAAACUUCCCUCCACAUAGCUACUAUCUUAGGGAUCUACAAGAUUCCUCAGGACCCCCAUUCUCUGACCGAUCAUUUUAUCAGAGUCUUCUGGGAACAAGCAUUUAAAUGCUCGUUUCCAGCUUCUGCAACAGACAAAGGAAGCUGUACUGGCAAUGAGAGACUAGAAAGCCUUCCGCGUUCUUUUUUUGAAACCAGCAUGACCAGUCAAAGCUACAGUGUUUAUAAUGCUGUCUAUGCUGUGGCACAUGCUUUGCAUGCCUUUUACUCAUCCAGAAGGAAAUACAGAGUAGUGUUGGAUAGAGAUCACCCAAGGACUUCUAAAUCACAGUAUUUUCAGACUAUUCCUCUUGCUCUGUGCAAUCAUCAUUGCCCACCAGGCUCCACAAAGAAAAGGAAGGAAGGGAAGCCAUUUUGUUGCUAUGAUUGUAAUACUUGCCCAUCAAGAAAAUUUUCAAAUGAAACAGAUAUGGAUGACUGCUUAGACUGUCCAGAAGAACAAUAUCCAAACAAGGAAAAAAAUACGUGCAUUCCCAAGGAUCUAAAUUUCUUGUCUUAUAAUGAAACUUUGGGCAUCACUUUGACAGUUCUGGGUCUAUCAUUUUCUGUGACCACAGUGGUGGUACUUGGAAUUUUCAUAAAACAUCGGAAUACUCCCAUUGUCAAAGCUAACAACCGGAAUCUCACUUAUCUUCUCCUUGUCUCCCUCUUCCUCUGCUUCCUCUGUUCCUUGCUGUUCAUUGGUCAGCCCCAAUUGCUGACCUGUCUUUUUCGUCAAAUUGCUUUUGGGAUCAUCUUCUCAGUUGCGGUCUCUUCAGUUUUGGCCAAAACCAUCACAGUGGUUCUAGCUUUUAUGGCUACGAAGCCAGGAUCAAAAUUGAGAAAAUGGGUGGGGAAAAGAUUUUCAUACUCUCUGAUUCUCUGUUGUUCCUGCAUUCAAGCAAGUAUUUGCAUAGUGUGGCUGUGCACUGGCCCUCCUUUCCCAAAUUUGGACAUGCGUUCUCUUCCAGAAGAGAUUGUAGUUGAAUGCAAUGAAGGAUCAGGCAACAUGUUCUAUUAUAUUUUAGGAUUUAUGGGAUUUCUUGCUCUCAUCAGCUACAUUGUGGCUUUCUUUGCUCGAAAACUGCCAGACUCUUUUAACGAAGCCAAAUUUAUUGCUUUUAGCAUGCUGGUGUUUUGUAGCGUGUGGAUGACUUUUGUCCCAACGUAUCUGAGCACCAAAGGAAAAUACAUGGUGGCUGUGGAGAUCUUCUCCAUCUUGGCUUCUGGUAUAGGGAUAUUGGGAUCUAUCUUUUUCCCUAAAUGCUACAUCAUUGUAAUGAGACCAGAACUCAACACAAAGGACCAUCUAAAAACAAAAAACUAAACAUUACUAAUAUUCAUUGAUUUUGAAGAAUUUAGCAUGGUCUUGAAAAGAAAGUUGAAGAGAUAAAAUGUUGAUCAGUCAUGAGGAAGUGGAAUGUGUGAGGAAAAGAUGUAGAAUAGUUCCAACUUGACCUCAAUGCUCUUAAAAUGGGGAAAGUUGAUUGUUUGGAUUAGAUUUCAACUGUCUGUUUCUAUAACGUAUCACAAUAAAGUAGUAUUCCUGGAAUUCCUGCACCAUCAGAUUCGUGACCUGGCUCACUUGAAAAGGUUGACGCAGUUACAUAAAGAUUCAGUGACAUAAAAGGCAUACUACUAGGGUACUAUUAGAUAGCACUCCUUAGUAAAUAGUAUCUAGAGCAGCGGUUCUCAACCUGGGGGUCGCAACCCCUUUGGGGGUCGAACGGCCAUUUCCCAGGGGUCGCCAAAGCCCUCUCUCGCCCCCCCCCCACGCCUUCACUCACCCUCACCCUCUGCCGGAUCGCAUGGUCGCCGUUCGCUUACCCCGCCCACUCCCAAUCUAUUGCUGCCUCCGGAGUCCCAGCUGAUGGCUAGAGGGGAAAAAAACUUUAAAUUCUUGCCGCGGGGCUUCAAAGAGCCGCCCUACUCUCAGCUGUUUUGCGGAGGGCUCUGUUGCUAGCUAGCCGCAAAGAGGUAAAUUCCUGGAGCAGAUUUUUUUUCCCCUAGCUAUGCUGAGAAAGGGAAAUUGAAAGUAAGCAGGGUCUUGGCUGCAACGUGACAAAAUGAGGCAGAUAGAUUUCUUUUUCCUCACCAAAAAAGGUAGGUGCAAACUGCAAACAAUGGGAAAUUUAGGGCAAGAGGAGGUUCAAGAUUUUAAAACACAGAAGAAAAAAAGCUCUAUUUAACUAGGGAAUUGUAAUAAUUGAGAUACUAUUAAUUGUAUAUUGUGUUGAAAGCAGAAAUGGUUAAGUUGUGGUUUGGAGGAAUAUAUGGGGGAAAUUAUUUGGUUUAUUAUUAUUGGUAAAUAUAAUUAAUUGAUUUGUAAGAAAUUGGAUUGCAUGGAAAUAAUUGGAAUAUUCAUGUUCAUAUUGAUUAAUAUACAAAAAAG